Molecule: messenger RNA, 2075 nt
Organism: Coniophora puteana RWD-64-598 SS2
Lineage: Eukaryota; Fungi; Basidiomycota; Agaricomycetes; Boletales; Coniophoraceae
Exons: 5
Coding region: 270-2015 (581 amino acids)
Source: RefSeq, a predicted model, not a curated record
GUGCCGCAGUCUCCCAACUGCGCUCAGGAUCGCUCAGGUCCUCCUCCGUUGAGCGCUGGGCAUCAAUAUCCGCUAGAAAACCUAUAUGGGCACACCCUGAUACCCUUCCAUGCUCCCGUAUCAGCCAGAACUCUCGUCCAUGUCGCUAUGCGAGCACAAAUUCUUCAUCGACUUCCACCGUGCAAACUAGUAAGCGGAAGGCAGAUGGGCCACUACAAUCCAAGGCUCUCACUCUGUUGAACAAAACAAUAUCUUUGCUUCCUCAUGCAAUGCCAUCUCAGGCGGCUCAGGGACGUAGCAUUGUCGAUUCCUCUCAGUUCUGGACUGGUGUCUUGGGCAACACUAGCUCAGCUAUCUCCUCCCGCGAGCAAUUUCCGGCCAACGUCAUAGUGAUUGGUGUCGACGGGUGGUCGCAAGCACCAACGUUACUAUCGGCGUUAGUGGAGGAGCCAUAUUCAUCAGAUAAAACCUAUAGCGACGCACUCCAUAAUCGCUGGGCGGAGGGCCCUCGUAAAGUCACUGUUAGAUAUGGCUCACCAGUCCAGAGCAACAGCAGUGCUUUCGAAACGGAGGUCAUCAUUCCUUCAACAUGGCUGCAGCGGCUAGACGUCCCACUGCAGGUCACCGAGCUUCACCCAACGCUUCUCCGCAACGGUGAACCAAGCCCCGAGUCUGCAGAGAAGUUGAUUUCCGCGGACGCCGUCAUUCUCUCGUGGAACCCCCUGACGACUCCGGUUUCUGCGUUGAAGACGAAAGCGGGAGACCUUCUUCGGCGACCGAAUGUUAUCCUCACCAUCACUUCCUCCGUACCUGACUCCCAGAUGGAGCACAUACAGGAGCUCCUCAACAGAGACGACAUCCGCCCGGGGAAGAUUGUUACUGUCGACCCAUCACGUGGUCUCAGCGCCAUCAUGGAGCUCAAGGCUGAUCCUAAAUCUUCCUCUAGCGUCCUGAAGUACCAGAUAGACUUCUCGGGAUCGCAGGUGUCUGCCCUAUCUAUGAAACUGGAUGCGAUUCUUUCCGGCACUGUAGCCGAGGGUUGGAGCGUUGCGAGUCGUAGGGCUUUUUCGCAGAUGCACGCUGUGCACGACCUCAUCUCAAGAAUGUUGGACCAGGAGAAGAGGGCAUUGGGGAAGGUUCUCUGCAGUAUUCACGAUAUACGGCAACAAAUUGAGGAGCUGCGCGUCAAAGCUGAAGUUGACGUUUUAGGUCCAUCUGGAGAGAAAAAUAUCGUGAACGUAGCCUUGGAAUCGGCACGCAAAGAGCUAAAAGCCAAACUGGAUUCGCUGACGUUUUGGAGAAUGGUGUGGCGAAUUGACGAGAUAGCUUCAACUGUUGGUGCUACUUUGGAUGCACAUUGGUGCAAGCAUCUCGAGAGCCAGACAGGCAAAUUAUCGUCGCUACAGGACAAAUACACAUCUCAAACCAUGUCGUUCCUUGCCUCCCUUCAUGAGCCAUCCCCAGCCGCGAGUCUCCACUCGGCUGUUUUGGUAAAUCGGCUCCAGCAACUAUCCUCUUCUCCUUCGUAUGCUCUCAAUACGGACACGUUGACUGGGCCGAUAUACAAACGGCGUGCGCAGAUCCUCGGCUAUCCCACCCCACGCCUACACAUCAAGGCCCAGCAAGCAGUUGCCGGGACAUUUACCGGCCUCUUCGGUGGCGCCGGGCUUUCUUGGUGGCUCGCAUUCAGCGAAAACAUCGUUGGCAUCGCGGGUGCCGAAGCGGCCACCGCGGCUGGGGCAGGCGGCCUCGUUGCCGCCCUGAGCUUGAGGUGGGCAGUGGGCAAGUGGCAAAAGGCGAAGAAGCGAUGGCUGCAGGACUUUGAUCGCGUCUGCGAUGGAACACAGAGAGACCUUCAGGCGACAUUGAAGCGUGCGAUUGACGACAACGUAACGAUCAUCGCAUCUCAGGCCUGCGACCAGCUGCAGGAGCUCGCAGUCCAGCGAAAAGAAGAGAUUGGUCGCUUGCAGGACGAACUUGCGGCUUUGAAAGCCGAAUUAGACAAGGCUGGGUAGCAGACUCCCAAAGCUGAUGUUAUAACAGUAAAUUAUUUACUUAGAACUGUUUUACAAUCC